GUUCAAGGUUGUGAAAACGAAGCAAAAAUGUCUGAGCCAAAAAAGUAUGGGCUCCAGCUGAAUAAGAAGGCGGCUGCUAAAGCCUUGCUAGUGAAGAAACCUUCCGUAUUUGGAGAUGACAGUGAUGAAGAGGAUGCCACCAAGGAACUUAACAAGAAACUCUUGGACGAGGCCGCCAAAGCUAAAGUAAAAAAAACUACAAAGUUGGCCAUAGAGAAAGCUCUGAAUGAGGAUGCGAGUGUUUAUGAAUAUGACAGCUUAUAUGAUGACAUGCAAGCUAAGAAACAAGCCAAGGUUGGACUGAAGAAAACCAGUGAUGAUAACAAGCCAAAAUACAUCCACAACCUCCUAAAAUCUGCAGAGUUACGUAAGAAAGAAUAUGAACGUCGUGUAGAACGAACCGUGCAAAAGGAGCGUGAGGAAGAGGGUGACAAAUUUGCAGAUAAAGAAUCAUUUGUGACAUCAGCAUACAAGAAGAAAAUGGAAGAGAUAGCUGCGGCUGAGGAAAAAGAACGACAAGAGGCGCAGAUGGAAGAUAUCCUCGAUGUGACAAGGCAAGGAAACCUGAAUGCCUUUUAUCACAAUCUCUAUCGUACCACCACUGAUGACGAACCAACAAUCAAGAAAGAGAAAAUUGAUGAUGACCCACCUAUUAAGAAGGAGAAAAUAGAUGACAAUGAAGAUGAAGGAACAGAAACUGUAGAGAAGCCAGAGAAACAAAGAGAUGCAAUGUUUUCUAAUAGAAGACUUGACAAACGUGAUGGUGAAAAGCGCAAGUACAGAUCCCGUCGUCAUAGCAGCACAAACAGUAUUGGAGACAAACAGAGUGACAGUGACGAUGACACAAAUCAAGGUGACAUCACAAGAAAAGAAAUGGAAGACCUUGAUAAGGAUGACAGCGAAAGUGACAAUGAAGCCAAAGAAGAGACCAAUGAUAAAGACCCUCAUAAUAUAAAAAAUGGAGUGCGUAAAAGGAAAAACAAACGGAAACCAUCAAGUAGUGAAUCUGAUAGUGACGAUGACUCUGAUAAAUCAAAACACCGAAAACAAUCGAAAUCAUUAAAGAAACAUAAAAACAAUGAAAAUAAAAUCUCAACUACGAAAAGUGAACAUGGCAGUGACUCCAAUGGUGAUGAAUCUCCUAAGGUUAUCGAAUCCAUCCAAAAUAAGGAGAAUACUCAGCCCAAGCCCAAAAAGCCUAUGACCAUGAGGGAGAAAUAUGCAAGGAAGACCACAGAUGCGGAGAUAGAGGCCGCCCGACAGAGAUACUUCCUUCGUAAGCAAGCUAGAGCAUAGGACACUCUGGAAAAAGUGAUUUAUUCCAAAAAAAGUUUGACAAAAAUUGAAUCCUUUAAAAUUUUUAUAAUGAAAUAAAUGAAUAUUCAUUAUUGAUAUAAGUGUGCCUUGAUUAAGUGAUAUAUAUCCAAGAUUAUCAUGUUAUAGAUAAGCAAGAAAGGCAUUUUCCAUGAUAAACACUGCAUUUUACUCAUGAUGAACAGACACUGCAGGCCAGUUACCAAGGGGACGGGACGGGGGUUCACAUCAUGAAAAAUUCCAGGGUGGUUCACUUUUGACAACUUU
Messenger RNA from Owenia fusiformis, 1581 nucleotides. The record is from the annotation of a GenBank genome assembly. Lineage: Eukaryota; Metazoa; Annelida; Polychaeta; Sabellida; Oweniidae.